Molecule: messenger RNA, 3306 nt
Organism: Megachile rotundata (alfalfa leafcutting bee)
Lineage: Eukaryota; Metazoa; Arthropoda; Insecta; Hymenoptera; Megachilidae
Source: RefSeq, a predicted model, not a curated record
CAGAAAUAUCAAAAAUAACUUCAACAAUGUUCGAACAUCGCUGUCACUUUUACGAAAUUAAUUUUGAUAUUAAUAAUCACGUACUUUCCCGGCAACCCCUAUUUACAAAAAUAAAUCAGCUCGAAUUUACGAAGAUAAAUCGCGUUCGAAUUUACAAAAAUAAAUCGCGUAAAUAUAAACUCGGAAAUUUUUAAAGCUACUCCGUCGAUCUAUUUAUCAUUUACGGCCUUUAAUGGCGGAUUCGUGAAUUUUCUGCGCGAAAGGGUAGAGGGACGAGAAAAAUGGGUCGAAAGGCUUGAAAACGGAUAUUCAGAGGUGCGAAAGAGGGGUAGAAGUUUCGUGGCGAGCCGAUAAUUCGCGUUUCAGCGACGCUUCGAGCGGAAGGGAAAGGAUGGGCCUGAAAUGACCCUCAAACUGGUACAACUGGAACGAGAAGUUAAAUACUGAACGCGUUCGUUGCCACCCUCUGACUGCUCGAAUAUCGAUGAACCGGCUGUUGCGUUAAUUUGUUAAAUUUAAGACCACACUUUGAAAACAUCUACCAAAUUGUUCUACCAACUUCUUAAUUUCUCACUAAUUUUUUAUGACGUUCAACACUAAAUUCUAUCAGCUUCAAAAAAGUUCGACUUCCACGUCGUUAAACUUUUUUACAAUGGAAAGAUUUUUCUAUAUUUCUUUAUCGUACAAAAACUCGAGAUGCUGACAUUAAAUGCUGCAUUCAGAAAGUAGGUAGAUUUGUAUCGAUUCUGAAACGUACAACUAUACUGUCUCUCAACUUCAGCUAUUAAAUGCUAAAUACAGUAAUUCAGUAUGAAGCAGGAUUUCAUCACAUUUCAAACUCUGAGCAGCUAAUGAAACAUUAUAUAAAUGAAUCUAUUUGAAUUAACUUCUCUACAUCUUCCAUAAAGCACAAAUUCGAAACACAAAUCACUUGAAAAUGAAACUCCACGACGGAAGAACCAAUGAGUAAAAUUUCUGAAGCGAACGAUUAAAUUUUUCACAGCAGUCUAUUAGUCUCCGGUAGAAAAAGGAACGUUCGUAGAAAAUUAAAAUGAAAAGGACGAAGCGUUCACAUUUUCGUCGAAAUGGAGCAAGGCAAUCGAUCGAACGAGACCGAACGAAAGAACGUCUCUGUUUUUAAUAUAAACCACAAACAUCACGAUUCCUGGACUCUUUUUAUCAAUUCCUUCGGUUAUGGUGAACACUUCGUUCCGCAAUAUCGGCUUUAAAAGCUGGCCCCAUUGUGAAGCACGUAGCAACAGCGUUUCGAUGCCAUUCGUGGACCAAUCGCUAGAGUGGGCGAGAAAAAUGCAUUGCAAAGGAGAAUUCGUUGGAUCUAUACUCGCGGUGCUUUUGGAAGUAAGAAAGCUCGGGAAAUCACGAACCGUUUACCGAAGGUGGACGACAGAAUUUGCAGAAAAUUCCGUGCUCGGUAAUUAACUGCAGCGAUACGUAACAGCGGGGAAAAAACGAUAUCGACGGGAAUCGAUAAUUUCAAUUACAACCGGAGGAACAAUUAAGAAGCACCGGAAACGACGUUACGCGAGGAUCGAAAUUUUGCCUGGUUUUAUUGAUCGAUAAACCUAUAUGCGUCUAUCGAAUGAUUUACCCAUAAAAAGUUGCACUCGCGCAGGUCACAAGUUUAAGAACAAGAACAUUGUAGCGUCGACGAUCGUAGAAAUUCAAAUUCGAUUUACAUAAUGCCUGGAAUCGUCGCCACUUGCCCCCGGGAGAAAAGUCAACAAGUUACACGCUCGGGAUGGCUGCGCGAAAACCUAUCAAGGAUUCACGGUGCGGGAACGAGAAGAUUGGCGUUGUUUUUUCAUGGAAACGCCUCGGAAAUUUCAACGUGUCCAGUCAACAAGUUAGCCCGGACAAAGGAGACCGGAAAGACGAGCGUGUCGGCUACCGGAUCCGAGGAUUCAUCAUGGAACCGAUCGAGUUUGCUGAAACUCUCCGUUCAAGUUGCAAGAUUAAUCGCAGGAACACGGUCAUCUCGCGCACACCAGUGUCUGGAGCAGCUGAUUGCCAGCGCAACUUUGACAGUUCCGGGGUCAGUCCAUUCAACCUGGAGGUUCGUCGAGCGUGCAGCCGAGGAAAUUGGCCCGAGCGGAUCGAUCAGAUGGCACUUGAUCGAUCAGCCGGUCUGCACAAGGUUCCCGAGGAUCUCGAUACCCGGCAACGAUCCAUUUGUGACGGAGUUUCUGGUGCCACGGAGGAGUUCUGGUGGUCCUCGUGUCCUGUUCUCAGGUGUCAACCCCCGGAGCGCACGUUUCGUUUCCACACGGACAAAGAAGAGGAGCGUCAGCGCGAGACGAGUGCGACACACACGCGUCCUUUGAAAGAGAAGAGUGCGAGUGGCGCAUUUUCCCUGACGAAAACAGCUACGGGUAUACUCUUCAAGUUCAGCAACAUCGACGAUUUUCAGGCGGUCUACAAAAAGGGCUUCCACAAAGUCACCGGGGCACGUUUCUACAAGAAGGUCGCCAUACCCUGCAGACCGGCAAAGACAUUCACCGUCUACGUUUUGGACGUACCUGAAGAAUUGCCCGAAGAGGAUAUUAGGCACGCUCUCUACAAGUAUCGUUCCAUAGUCGAAGUUACGCGGUUGCCUCUCAACACUGCCACUGCGUUAAAAGCGAUCAACGACAAGUUAAAAAGCGAGGCUCAGAAUCAACACGAACCAGCAACGAUUUACACGGGUCCACCCGUUAUAAGGGUGACUCUGGCCAGCGUCGAGGAGACCUCGUUGCUGCUCAGCCGUGGUUUGGAUUUUUAUGGGGCCACAUAUUUCCCCACCGAAACGCCCCAUCCGGCUGCUCAACCCCUCGCCAAAUACAAAAACAACAGGUGGCUCGAGCUGGCAGCCAUUGGCGCCGGACAAAGAGUCAGGGACCUACUUCCGGUCUUCGACAACGCUGGUUUCAACAAAUUGCCACCUCCGGCCAGCCGGCUGAUAAAACCGCAAAAAAACUGACACAUUCCUCGACUUCUUUCAUCUGUUCUGUGACAUACCUCUGGCUUAUCGUGCUCGACGACCUUAAGCUUCAUCCGGCUCGAAACAAAAGCGUUGAAAAUUGAUUUAGGAGGAUACGGAUGAAAGAAACGGGAAAUACUGUCGACGGUAACGAAAUCGUAUCGGGGGAACUUUGUAUUUAGUCGACGAUUUUAUCUGCGGAUUCCUGGAUUCCCUAGAUUAGUGUCCAUAGAUUCCUGUGUCUACAAUUUGUGUUUUACAGAUUAUAUUCGUUUGUCAGGUUCUUGGAUGUUCCUAUUUUAUAUUGUUUCAGUUGUUUAAAUAUUUGC